CGCGUCACGCAGCGCUCCUGCUGCCGAGAGAGGAGGCAGGCCGGUGUUUUUCCACUGCCGCGGAUGUCUCAUGUCCCCCCUGUUCACAGAGACAAAGGUCAGAAAGAGAGGUUUAUAAACAGGGCUGAGAUAUAAGCUACCGACGCGUCCAGCCAGCAGUCGCUCUCUCGGACACAGGAGGACACGGACAAGACCGAAACCAAAGCAGGGAGAGCUCUGAGGACAUUAAGAGGACAAAAUAACCUACAACAUUACAUCCACACAGCAGAAUGGCUCAAAAAGAGAAACUUCAGUGCCUGAAGGAUUUCCACAAGGACACUCUGAAGCCGUCUCCAGGUAAAAGCCCCGGAACUCGGCCCGAAGACGAGGCCGAGGGCAAACAUCCACAGCGGGAGAAGUGGGCCAGCAAGUUGGACUUUGUUCUGUCCGUUGCUGGCGGCUUUGUUGGUUUAGGGAACGUCUGGCGUUUCCCGUACCUCUGCUAUAAGAAUGGUGGAGGUGCAUUUCUCAUCCCCUACUUCAUUUUCCUGUUUGGCGGAGGUCUGCCGGUCUUCUUCCUGGAGGUUUCCCUGGGUCAGUUCACCUCUGAGGGGGGCAUCACCUGCUGGGAGAAGCUCUGCCCCAUCUUUACUGGUAUUGGUUACGCCUCCAUUGUGAUCGUGUCCCUGCUGAAUAUCUACUACAUUGUCAUCCUGGCUUGGGGCCUCUACUACCUGUUCCAGUGUUUUCAACCGGAGCUGCCCUGGGCCAAGUGCAAUCAGCCCUGGAACACCGAUCGCUGCAUCGAGGACACCCACCGCAAGAACAAAUCCCUCUGGCUGGCUGCCAACGCCACCAACUUCACCUCCCCCGUCACCGAGUUCUGGGAACAUAACGUGCUUGGCAUCUCCAAUGGUAUCGAGGAUAUCGGUCCCAUCAAGUGGGACCUGGCUCUGUGUUUGCUGCUCGUCUGGGUCAUCUGCUUCUUCUGCAUCUGGAAGGGAGUCAAGUCCACUGGCAAGGUGGUCUACAUCACAGCCACGUUCCCAUUCGUCAUGCUCAUUGUGCUGUUGAUUCGUGGCGUGACACUGCCGGGUGCUUCUGCAGGAAUCAAGUUCUACCUGUACCCCGACCUCGCUCGUCUGCAGGACCCAGAGGUGUGGAUUGACGCCGGCACGCAGAUCUUCUUCUCCUAUGCCAUCUGUUUGGGCGCCAUGACUUCCUUGGGGAGCUACAACAAGUACAAAUACAAUUGCUACAGGGACUGUUUGCUGCUGGGAGCCCUCAACAGUGGUACCAGUUUUGUGUCUGGCUUCGCAAUAUUUUCCGUCCUGGGCUUCAUGGCACAAGAGCAAGGGGUGGACAUUGCUGAUGUGGCAGAGUCAGGUCCAGGCCUGGCGUUCAUCGCCUACCCCAAGGCUGUAUCCAUGAUGCCUUUCCCUACAGUCUGGGCAAUUCUCUUCUUCAUUAUGCUGCUGCUGCUUGGCCUCGACAGUCAGUUUGUGGAGGUGGAAGGGCAGAUCACAUCACUGGUGGAUCUGUAUCCGUCCUUCCUAAGGAAGGGUUACCGCAGAGAGAUCUUCAUCGCUAUCAUCUGCUGCAUCAGCUACCUGCUUGGACUCACCAUGGUUACCAAGGGUGGCAUGUAUGUUUUCCAGCUGUUUGAUUUCUAUGCAGCUAGCGGUGUGUGCCUUCUGUGGGUGGCAUUCUUUGAAUGUAUAGCUGUAGCCUGGGUUUAUGGCGUUGAUAAUUACUACGAUGCACUUGAGGACAUGCUUGGCUACAGACCAAAUGCUUGGAUGAAAUGGAGCUGGACUAUUAUCACUCCUUUACUGUGCAUGAGCUGCUUUAUCUUCUCCUUGGUCAAAUACAAGCCAUUGACGUACAACAAGGUCUACGAGUAUCCGGACUGGGCCAUCGGAAUAGGUUGGACUCUGGCCUUGACCUCCAUGAUCUGCAUCCCCAUGGUGGUUGUCAUCAAGAUCCUCCGAUCCGACGGGCCGCUCAUUGAGCGCAUUAAGGCGGUUGCCGCUCCGGUUCGCGGCGGGGCCAGCUCCCGUCCCGCCGACCACCGCGGCCUCAAGGAGCUGUCCUACCCUCUGGACCCCAACGGGAACAAGGGCCUUCUCAUGAAGGCCCCCACCCACACCAUCGUAGAAACCAUGAUGUAAAGGAAUGAGGCGGAGGCUCUCCAUGAGAUCGCUCUCCUCUCCUCUCCACUCCUCUCCUCUAAAAUGCUUCUAAAGCUAGCUAGUUUUUCUUUGUCUAUCUGUCUAUCUGUCUGUCUGGUGGACUGAUAAGGGUUUUAAGGAAGAAAAAAAAAAAAGGUUGCCGUUUCAAAUCUUAUCCGACGACUUUGGAAGUAGUUUGAUCUCAGUGGGUUUUCUAAAGAGGGUAGCAAUCACAUUUCAAAUCUAUUUCUGAAUUACUCACAAUUGCUGGUGCUGGACUUUUCCUAUUUGUAAUGUCCAUGUGACAACACGUCCCACUAUUGUCUACUCUAAAGGCAGAGUGCAAAUUAGAUCCAGCCCCCGGUCAUACGCUGGUACGUUUAUGUUUGCUACGUCAGCUACUUUCUGCAGAAUACCAGCCAUUGUUUUAAAAAAAAAAAAAAAAAAAAAAAAAGAAGAAGAAGAAGAAAGUGGUUAUUGAGUCUUGGAAUCAAACAGCCUUUUGUAGCCACAAAAUGAAAAAAAUAAGAAAUUCCCAGUUGAUCACAGAUUACCAAAAUAAGUUCUUUGGGACUGUUCUUAUAAAUAUAACAGCUCUUUGCCUGUGAUAUGAUGUCACAUUCGGAGGGCAUGUGCCGUAGGGUGAUUCUGUUCCACUGUGUUCAGAAAAGGCCCAGUUAGGAAGAGAUGGAAGAACGCGGCACUGCAGGUAGAGCAUCAUUAAUUAAAAAAACAUGUUUCUUAUCCGUAUUAGAAACAUUUUGGUGAUAUUCCAGCUGCACACGGCAACAUUUUCUUGAGAAAUAUGACCAAACCAAUCAAUCUAAAUAUCUGUAUUCUCAUUUCUAAUAGACAAAAUUGCCUGGUGCAGCUUAAAAAAAAAAUUAUCAAAUAAAUCUAUUAUCACAGCAAUGAUAGCCGAUGACCCUUAUCAAGCCAGGAUCCUGGUUUAUUUUUUUAAAAUGCACCUUAGCACAAAUAUCCCCAUCUUCCAUAGACUGACACUAUGGCUCAAUGAGAAAAACUAGCACUGAGGCUGCAUUGGGGAAACCUGCUCCUGCACAAAGAGAGAGGUAUCUGAAAGGAUUUGAAGUGUGGAGGUUGAACCCUUGAGUGUGUUGUAUGUGGCGUACUGUACAGUAGUAGCUAAUCAGUCUAUCUAUAUCUAUCUCUAUCUAUCUUUCUCUGUCCUAGACCAGUUUACAGUACGUUAGUGACUGCACUAGGCACUCUUGGCUUACAAUUUUUGGAUUGGAUUUCUUUUCUUUUCUACAGAGGAAGUUACAUUAUUAUUAGUUUUUCCUCUGUCAAUGUUUAGAUUUGUUUUUUGUUUUUUUAUUAAGACUAUAAUAUUAUUGUUAUUCACUAUUGAUGAUAAUUGCUGUAGUUUUACAUAGAAGAAGGAACACUUAUAUAAAUAUCGGGUGAAAAUACUAAGCUAUUAUACAAAUCAUACAUUUACAGCGGCAGCCAUUGUAGUGAUAAUCCUCGUUUGUUUUCCGCAGCAUUGGCCCUGCCAGCAAUUCCGUCUUUUAGCGACUAGCAAACAAACAAUGCAACCGUUUCAUCCCCCCGAAUAUUUUCUCCUGUGGGUCAAACAUUCAGCGAGCAGUUCAAUGUACAGUUAAAAAAAUGGGGAUUCUACAAUGGCUCCAUCUGUAAGUUGGUAGGCGUUAGGGGGGGGUUUAUAGCUUUUUCCUCUUCUGUAAAUACCAGGGGACAGUAUUUCAUUUGGUCAAAUUCUGCCAAAAAGGGCACCGUAGGAAAUGGUUAAACAGCAUGUCACCAACGUAAUGACCCAAAGCAACGAUUGGUUGGGUGACACCCCCAACAAAUCAGACUGUCGACUCCUCUGAGCGCCAAACUUUCCUUUCCAGACUCAGCUGGCUGCAGACCAAUCAGAGCCAGCGAAUGACAUGAGUUUGGUCACGUUUUUUUUUAAUUUCCCCCCCCGCAGUCACCAUGUUGCUUGACUUCACUUGUGAAUGAGAGCUGAAGAGCUUCAUUUCAAAGAAGGAACCUCAACCGUUCUGAAAAAUCAGUUUAACGGUAGUUGACAGUUGUACAGAUUGCAACAUAAAUCUUGGAAGUUAGCGGGUAUUUGGGUGUCUAUCGUCAUUUGGGAUUAUCGGAAAAGAGUUUCGUGGCAUAGCAACGGUAAAUAAAACCACGUAAAAUCUAAAUCAUUCAUAAUCUCGAACUGUUGCGUUAUAUCAGACUCUGCCUGAAAUUCAAAUGAAGCCUAACCAAAAAUGAGAAGAAUUGUAAACUUAACUUCUGAUUGAAUAUAUUAGUAAAUUAAAACUUUGAAAUUCGGCACUAUAUAAGAUGUUUUAAAGACAUGACACUGGCUGAAUGAUUAUCAGAGAAGUACGACAUUUACCAGCGUUAGCUCGUCUGUUUAAGGGGUCUCCAUGUGUAUGUGUCUCCAGCGACCGUCCACUCAGGACUUUCUGUUUAGCUGAUAUAACCCAGCUUCCAAAAAAUUUCAAUUGUAAUUUUGUGUUGACAAAGAGACAUUUAACGGUAGCAAUCAAAAUGGAUGUAACUGUCCAUCUUGAAAAGGCCAUUGGGUCAGUUCUUUGCCGCAUAGAAUGGAAUAUACAUCACACCUCUACUGCCUAAUGUAAUCCACAAACGAAGGCAAAAAAAACAAAAAAAACAGAAAGAGUGAGUCAAAGUGAGAUAUUAUCGCACCUUAUUUGUAUAAUUUGGACUUCAUAUGAACUGAUGGGGCCAAAAGAAAAACACUGCCAUCUUUUUAAUUCAGGGUCCUCAUUGGUCUCUAUAGUAAAGGAAAAGAAAUAUCUAAAUACUGUCAAAACCCUUCUGUUUUCUGAAAAGCACAAAAGCAGACAAAUUUAAAAUAGAUCAAAAAUGUUAAUAAACUAUUCAUUCACGUAGAAAACAUACAGUUACACAGUACACAUGCAAUGCAGGAAUUUGACCGACAACAUCACAUCAGAAGUGAUCGUGAAAUCAGGGCAUCAUUUUGUGUGUCAUCUAAGCUUUGAUCAUUUUCUUUUUCAAUUUUUUCUUUUUUUGACGGUUUUAUUUAAUUUCCUCAACUAGAAUAAAGUAGUUCAUAUCAUUAAAAGGGAUUUGUGAAACCAAAUCCACAGCAGACAUCUAUUUUCAUACAGUAACAAACUUUUCCUAUAUAAGUCGUCUUUGUACAGCUAAGCUCCCAUUGCAGACCUCCCAUUUUAAUACCGAUACAAAGCUUCGUUUUAAUGUUAAACUUUUGUACAGAUCUGGUCCCUCCCCAGAAGGAUCUCUGCACUAAGGUGAAAAAACGAAAUGGAAGUAAUGCUUAAAGGAAAGAUCUGCCAGCAACUUCCAUUAAGAACAGCAGCAUCAGAUGCGUUACCCUGCAUAUACAAAAACAUAUUUAUGGCGAUUGGAAAGCUAAAUAUUGUUACACGGAUUGGUCAUUUUUAAGAUGCACAAAAUGGAGAUUUUUAUUAUGUGGGGACCUCAAGAAAUGUUGGAAAUGAAAUAUCUGUUUGCAAAAAUAAUUAAAAAUAGAUUUAAAGCAGGUAAAUAUGACUGAACUUGCUCUAUAACUGAAAGAAAGCGUUCCCUAGUGCUAAGGUCCUUCUUUUGUUGGGGAAACAUGGACCAGAAAUAAUAACUAAUGCAGUCAUUUAUUGGUUUAUUCUGCCUCUCUGUGUAUAUUCCCAGUAUGUACCAGUUCCUCUGCCUUCUUACACUCCCCCUUGAGUUAGCCUCCGUAAACCUUCCUUUAACCUAAGCUAACAGAUUUUUCUCAGAGAAAACAAAUUUGCAAGAGAAUCGAAGCAUUAGCGAUGCACAAAGUUUUUACCGCCGAAUGUUGAAAUGUGAAAGUCACCUGCGGGCGAUUGUAAAAGUUUCUGAAGAUUUUAUUUUUUAGGGUAAAAAACAAAGAAUUAGUUUCAUUCUUUUUUUUUUUUUCUUUUUUUUAUUGAUCUUGUUUUAUUGAAUUCAGACGUUUUCUUGUUUUAUUUUAUUUUUGAUUGUGUGUCUGUCACAUUUGCCUUUUGUAUUCCAAAUAUAGUGUAUUUGAACCUCUUUCAUCGGAGUAACAUGUACAACUAUCAAGCAAAAAAAAACAAGCAAAAAAAAACGACAAAAAAAAGCUAAGAUUUGUUACGUGCAAUACUUUGUAGAAUACUUUUAUUUUUUCUCGCUGUUUUUCCAAGAGGUGGUAGCAACCUUUGAAAAAAAACGACAGCCUGUGAAUUCUUGCUGAAGAAAAUUUGAACCUUCAGGGUCCAGUUAAAUUAAAACCGGCCACAAAAUGCUUCGCAGUGCGGGACUAAACCAAACCAAACCACUUCUCCAUCAAACAUCUUGUGGUUUCCAAAUGCACUGAGAAUGAUACAAAUAAUUUUGUGAAAUCAAACCGAUUUUCUUAGCGAAACUUAUUUUUUUGUGACAGACUGCUAAAUUGUGAGUUUGUGAGGGGUAUGAAACACAGUAACACUGCCAUUAAGCCCACCAUCUUUCUACCUGCGAUUUAUAUCUCAGUACUGCUGUGCUGCUAAAAAAAAAAAAAAAAAUCAGGCAGCUUUCCAAAAGCACGCCACGGACCAAAGUUCACCAUUACCAAUCAACAACACAUCGGCGAGACCUGAAGUCCAACCAGUCACCUUACAAUGGUCUAAAGUCUCAUUUGCUUGUGAUGGAACAAAUACCUUGGAGUCAUUUCGGCUGCUUUUGGGAAGCCUGCCCCUCAGCAACAAAUGCAGUAAAUCCAAUAAAAAAAAACCCAGAUUGAACCAUAUCAAAUGUGGGCUUUUCUUUUAAAACCUUGUAUGCAAUUUCUACAUCCUGCUUAUUCAGACAUUUCUAAAUCCAACUCCACCUCGCCAAAACCCCGCAGCCUUAGAGCUUUAUCAAAGAACCUGAAGAACCAAACCACAUCCACAGGAACAUAUGACCAGAAUUUAAAAAAUCCCACGUUGCCUACAUCGUCUUCAUUACUGGUAUGAAAACACCACCAUAUCUGCAGGUUUCAGAAUCUAACUGUCUGUUUCUGUGAUUAAGAUGCAACAUUUGGAAUACAUAUGUGACCUUCGGGCUAUGUAGAGGUGACACAAAAUCUGUUUUGUCGCUGAAGUCACUGUGACCGUGCGGCUGUGAAGGACGACACACGGGGCUCCAUUUUCUACCUCAGCGCUUCGGUUCCAUGUUUUCUGGCUACUCAGAGACACAAAUAUCAUGUAAAUUACAUUUUUGGCGUUUUUAGCUUUUACUCAAGUUUUGUCUUCUGGCCGUACAAUUAUCAUUCCUCCUUUUUACUCAAACAAUGAUCUCAGCGCUAAGUCCUCUGGGAAAUGGAGUCCCCGUCAUCCUCCCCAUCCUCUCUGUCGCCAGACUCACUCUGUAUAUUGUUUCCAGUGACAAUGCCUCUGUCUUUCCUGCAUUAUAAUACUGUAUGCCAGCCCUUCCUUUUUAAGGAAUGUACAUGAGAAAAUGUUUUUUAAUUCUUUCUGAAGGAAAAAAAACAUUUUAAAAAGAAUUUGAAAGGUUUUAUUUUUUAUUUCUAUGGCCAACCUGUAAGCUAGGUUAAAAAAAAAAAAUGAAAAAAAAAUAUGUGUUUGAACAGGUUUUACAAAGAUGUAAAACUUUUUUUAUUUCUUAAUAAAAAAUUUGUCUUCUGA
This is a messenger RNA of Anoplopoma fimbria (sablefish), 7798 nucleotides long. RefSeq names its product solute carrier family 6 member 6b (gene slc6a6b). NCBI's taxonomy places the organism in Eukaryota, Metazoa, Chordata, Actinopteri, Perciformes, Anoplopomatidae. Gene Ontology annotation, cellular component: plasma membrane. The transcript has 15 exons. Gene Ontology annotation, molecular function: taurine:sodium symporter activity. The coding region runs from base 270 to 2150 and encodes 626 amino acids. The record is from RefSeq and is a predicted model, not a curated record. Gene Ontology annotation, biological process: neurotransmitter transport; taurine transmembrane transport; sodium ion transmembrane transport.